This is a messenger RNA of Drosophila nasuta, 1975 nucleotides long. RefSeq names its product nach (gene Nach). Gene Ontology annotation, biological process: sodium ion transmembrane transport. NCBI's taxonomy places the organism in Eukaryota, Metazoa, Arthropoda, Insecta, Diptera, Drosophilidae. The record is from RefSeq and is a predicted model, not a curated record. Gene Ontology annotation, molecular function: ligand-gated sodium channel activity. Gene Ontology annotation, cellular component: plasma membrane.
CCGAGCAGGCUGAACACAUUCCAAUUCGAGUUGUAGUCUUGACAAUGGGUCACGAGGAGGAGCUGAAUCCCGAGGAAAUCGAUCCAAAAAAGUCAGCAUUACGUGGCGCUGUCGAACGCACUUGGAACGAUUUCUGUGCCACAAGCAGCAUACAUGGCCUCAAGUAUACCCGAGACAAGGACACUAAUCGCAUGGUUCACUUUGUCUGGAUACUCAUCUCGGUGGUAAUGUUCAUCUGCGCCUUUGUCAUGGCGCAGACCUUCUACGCGGACUAUCGACGAAGUCCGACGCGCAUGAAUGUGGAAAGCGACCACACGCCCGUGAGCAAACUCUUCUUUCCGCCCGUUACCAUCUGCCCCGAGGUGCUGUUCAACAUGGCCAAGUCCAAGGCAUUCAUUGAAACACUGAACAUGACCGAUGACGUUCAAGUCGCUGAUGUGUUGCAGCACUUGCACAUAUUCUAUGGCUUCAUGCUGGACGAUGAACGUUUCUCGCAGGAGGAGAUCGAGAUUAUGGAGUCCUUACUGCUGCAUAACAAUCUGACCAUGCAUCAAUUUGUGGAUCGUCUGCGUUGGGACUGCGAUGAGUUGCUUUAUCGCUGUCGCUUUCACGGCGAUAUUAUUAAUUGCAAUCAACUCUUUCAGCUGUCGAAGACCUUCUUCGGCCACUGCUGCUCCUUCAACCUUCGUCAACGCGGGUGGACUAGAGCCGGGUAUAAUCAAGUCUAUAUAUAAUAUAUUAUAACUUUAUUCAGCAUCAAUUUCACUGCCCAACAAGCGGCUGGUGGUCUAGACAAUGGCUUGUCGUUGAUACUGCGUUACAAGGACGAGAACUACGAUGCACUUAAAUCCUAUUCACAUGGCUUCAAGCUUCUGAUUCAAGAGACUGAUGCUUUUCCCAGUGCACAUGCCAUCUGCAAGUUUCUCGGUCUCAAUACUGAAUCAUUUGCGACUCUUCGCAUCGAGCAGACUUUCUGCUCAGAAGCGGUCAAGGCAUUAUCGAUUGAACAACGGAAUUGCAUUUUCCGGGAUGAGUUUCAAAUGCGCUACUUUUCGGAUUAUGUGUAUCCCAACUGUGAGCUGAACUGUCGGGUCAGCAACAUGAUCAAAUUCUGUGGCUGUCACACCUAUUUCUUUGACUUUAAUCGCACCAGGGAACGCAUUUGCUCCUUUCGUGAUAUUCCAUGCCUUGUGGAUAACUUUCGUAGGAUCCUUAACAUUUUUUUUUUGUGUACUGCGAGUACAAGCAUCUCACUCACAGCUGCCAUCAUCACGCGUCAAAGGAAGACGCAGUGUAACUGUCCUUUGACCUGUGAACACUACGAUUACGAUGUGCAGAUCUCGAACUCUGGGUUACAACUAAACAUGCCUGUCAUUGAUCCAUUCUACAAUGGUAUCGAAGAGAAUGAUGCCAUCGUCCAUAUCUUUGUCAACUCUCAGGUUUAUCGACGGGUGCGUGUGGAUCUACUUUCCAAUAUGGUUACUUUGGUCUCAAAUCUUGGAAGUGCCUUCAGUCUGUUUGUGGGCAUGAGCAUGUUGUCUCUAGUGGAGAUAUUCUACUAUUUUUCUAUAAUACUGCGUCGAAAUUACGUUCAGGAAUGUCGGGCCCGACAGAAACUUCAAAUGUCACACCGACGCCCGAACUUUGCCUGGCCGCCAGCUAAGCGCGCAGGUGACAAGAACAGCAAUCAGCAGAAAUCUGUUUUCUAUAUCGCAGGUCAUAACUAAUCAGUUGUUUGGUGAUAACAAGUUUCAAUUACUGUCAUAAAUUGUAAUAGACAAAUAAAUAACGAAUUAAAGCAAUUUCAAUUGCUGCGAAGUUUAAAUACACUUAAAUACAAUUAUUUGUUCAUCGUCCAUAAUACAUUAACAACACAUUUAAUUGAACUCAGCAACAUUCUACUUUGCUCAUCAACAUUUCGGCUUGGCAACAUUUUAACUCAUCAACAUUUGUAGCUCUCUGCUUUUUUUGUGCA